UACUUUUCUCGAUUUUCACCACGAGCGUUGCGCCUUUUCCUCCCUAAAGAGGAAUCACAUUCCGGUAAGAGAGGACCCUAAUCUAUUUUUUAACAUCCAACUCAGCCAAAACAAGCCGACACAAACAGAAACAUGGACUCUCUCUACAACGCGACGGAGUUUAACGCCACCACCGGGACAAACGUCUCCGUUAACGGCAGCGUCAGCGACGGCUUCAACCAGUUCGUCCAGCCGGCGUGGCAGAUCACUCUCUGGGCCGUGGCUUACUGCAGCAUCGUCGCGGUGUCGGUGCUCGGUAACACGGUGGUCAUCUGGAUCAUUCUGGCGCACAAACGCAUGAGGACCGUCACCAACUACUUUCUGGUGAACCUGGCGUUCGCCGAGGCGGCCAUGUCAGCGUUCAACACGGUGAUCAACUUUACCUACGGCGUUCACAACGACUGGUACUUUGGUUUGGUUUACUGCCGCUUCCACAACUUCUUCCCCAUCGCAGCCAUAUUCGCCAGCAUUUACUCCAUGACGGCCAUCGCUCUGGACAGAUACAUGGCGAUCAUCCGCCCGCUGCAGCAGAGGCUGACUUCCACAGAGACCUAUGUUGUGAUCGCUGUGAUCUGGAUGCUGGCUCUGCUUCUAGCCUUCCCUCAGUACUACUUCUCAUCCACCGCGCUGCUGCCGGGACGCACAGUCUGCUACAUAGACUGGCCGGAAUACACCCCUGUGGACUUCAGGAAGAUAUACUAUGUGUGUGUGACACUGCUGAUCUACUUCCUGCCCCUUUGCAUUAUGGGAUGUGCGUACACGAUCGUGGGCGUCACCCUCUGGGCGAGUGAGAUCCCCGGAGACUCCUCUGAACACUACAAAAGCCAGCUGACUGCCAAACGCAAGGUGGUGAAGAUGAUGAUCGUGGUUGUGUGUACGUUCGCCGGCUGCUGGCUGCCGUAUCACAUCUACUUCUUACUGCACCAGUUCUUCCCCGAUUUAUUCGAGCAGCGCUACAUCCAGCAGGUGUACCUGGCCGUCAUGUGGCUGGCCAUGAGCUCCACCAUGUACAACCCCAUCAUCUACUACUGCCUCAACAGCAGGUUCAGGGCAGGUUUCCAGCAGGUGUUUUGUUGCUGUGUUCCCACCGUCGGCAAGGAGGAGCUGCAACUCAAAUCGCCGCGCUACCUGCACACACAGGUGAGCAUAUACCGAGCCAGUCGGGCGGGGACCGUGGUUUUCAGCGCCGGGGAGCAAAGGAGGUCGGAGCUGCCAUCCUGCAGCCCUCACAGCCAGCCUCAUGUGGACGUCACAUCCAACGGCUCGGGCUCAGAGGCACUGACCAAGAGCCCCGACAGUCCCGACAGCCCCGACAGUCCGUCACAGUAGAGCAAACACCAUCAGGUGGUGCGGGAACAAAGUGUGAAUGCGGGACGAGCAUCAGAUCUCACGGGUUCUGAAGAGGCAGUCGAGAUCAGAUGCCGUCUCUCUGGUUAAGUGCGUUAUUUAGCUGUGAUGUUUUGUUCUAACCAGCGGACACGUGCAAUAAUACCACGUAGGUGCUACAGUAUAUCGUCCACGGGUGGGGAACCGUCUCGCAAGUGAAAACUUGUCGUGGAAGUACUUGUUCUUUACUUGAGUAUUUCCAUUUUGAGUUUGUUCCUCUACAUCGCAGAGGGAACUGUUGGCUGAAUCUCACUUCCCUUAAAUUGCAUCCCCGGUUCCUCCACUUCCCUUCCUCGCGUCUUAGUCUGUCCCACCGAGGAAGCAUUGGAGAAAAAAGAGUUAAGCCACGCCUGCGCAGAAUCGAUCACCGGCGAUCGCCGCCCCAAUGCUUUCCACCGGGAAAUGCCUGGGUCUCAGCUGAUCUGACAGCUGAUUGGUUCAGAAUAAACUCAACACGAUGGUGUUUCAUACAGUAUAAAACAUAUUACUGUUUUUUAUAUAUUUGUCUGAUUUGAAGACUUAUUCUGUACAGAGAAUACAUGUUGUGUGGCUGAUGGUGACGUUUAGUAGUUAGAGAGACUAAAUCCGCAACAUCAGCAACAGCUCGCAUGUCGAGCAUUUUGACAGCUACUCUGUGGGAAUAAAAAAACAAAAAACAGACUGCGUUCAAGCUGAUAUAUGGUCUGAGAACAUUUUAAUGAAUCGGUCAUCGCUCAUAGCUCCGCGGAGAUCCCUCCUCCAUCCUCGCUCAUAGCUCCUCAGAGAUCCCUCCUCCAUCCUUGUUCCUCAGGGCAGGAAUAAGAGCUUUAGGACGGCCUAAACGAAGGAGUGCCAGAACAACUUCCAGUUGGCGAUACAAAUAAGAGGAGUGAGAUUCAGCCACUGUACUUUUUUACUUUACUAUCUUUAUCUGACAGCUGAAUGCAAGACUUUAACUUGUAAUGGAGAGUUUUUACAUUGUUUUACUUCAGUAAAGGCUCCGAGUACUUCUUCCAUCACCGGUGAAGUGUGUGAAAUGUUGGACACUGCAGACAGAUGGGAAAUACUGAGAGAAGCAGUAGAAAAACAUCCGUCUAACUCCUGCUGGUCCCCCUCAUCACUCAGCAUGUACGACCCCCAGCAUUCUCGGGCUGGUUUGGGAAAAGCGUGACCCUCCGCCUCCCUUGGCAACAGCCAAGUCUGUGACGCUGUGUUUGUGAUUGGAAAUAGGGAGGAAGAAUCAGUGUGUGUGUGUGUGUGUGUGUGUGUGUGUGUGUGUGUGUGUGUGUGUGUGUGUGUGUGUGUGUGUGUGAUCCAGCACCUGUUGG
Messenger RNA from Perca fluviatilis (European perch), 2732 nucleotides. Its product is annotated as substance-P receptor-like. Gene Ontology annotation, molecular function: substance P receptor activity. The record is from RefSeq and is a predicted model, not a curated record. Lineage: Eukaryota; Metazoa; Chordata; Actinopteri; Perciformes; Percidae. Bases 133 to 1368 code for a protein of 411 amino acids. Gene Ontology annotation, biological process: positive regulation of flagellated sperm motility; G protein-coupled receptor signaling pathway. The transcript is spliced from 7 exons. Gene Ontology annotation, cellular component: plasma membrane; sperm midpiece.